AUGCAGCAGGCAUUUGGCUCCAUCCCCAUUUGGCUCAUCCCCACCAGUCACGAGUCAUCUGUGGAGAUAGAUCACAGUCCGAAAUGGUGUGAUUGGCCCUCAUUUUUUCACUGUUUCCCCCUCUCGUCUCCUCUCUUCCCCCUCUCGUCUCCUCUCUUCCCCCUCUCGUCUCCUCUCUUCCCCCUCUCGUCUCCUCUCUUCCCCCUCUCGUCUCCUCUCUUCCUCCUCUCGUCUCCUCUCUUCCUCCUCUCGUCUCCUCUCUUCCUCCUCUCGUCUCCUCUCUUCCUCCUCUCGUCUCCUCUCUUCCUCCUCUCGUCUCCUCUCUUCCCCCUCUCUUCUCCUCUCUUCCCCCUCUCUUCUCCUCUCUUCCCCCUCUCGUCUCCUGUCUUCCCCCUCUCUUCUCCCCUCUUCCCCCUCUCGUCUCCUCUCUCCCCCUCUCGUCUCCUCUCUUCCCCCUCUCUCUCCUCUCCUUCCCCCCUCGUCUCCUCUCUUCCCCCUCUCGUCUCCUCUCUUCCCCCUCUCGUCUCCUCUCUUCCCCCUCUCGUCUCCUCUCUUCCCCCUCUCGCUCCUCUCUCUCCCCCCCUCUCGUCUCCUCUUUCCCCCUCUCUCUCCUCUCUUCCCCCUCUCUCUCCUCUCUUCUCCCCUCUCUCUCCCUCUCUUCCCCUCUCUCUCCUCUCUCCCCCUCUCUUCCCCUCUCUUCCCCCUCUCUUCCCCUCUCUUCCCCUCUCUCUCCUCUCUCCCCUCUCUCCCUCUCUCCCCCUCUCUUCCCCUCUCUUCCCCUCUCUUCCCCUCUCUUCCCUCUCUCUCCCUCCCCCUCUCUCCUCUCUUCCCCCUCUCUUCCCCUCUCUUCCCCCUCUCUUCUCCUCUCUUCCCCCUCUCUCUCCUCUCUUCCCCUCUCUCCCUCUCUCCCUCUCUUCCCCCUCUCUCCCCUCUCUUCCCCUCUCUUCCCCCCCUCUCUUCCCCCUCUCUUCUCCUCUCUUCCCCCUCUCUCCCCCUCUCUUCUCCCCUCUCUUCUCCUCUUUCCCCCUCUCGUCUCCUCUUCCCCCUCUCUUCUCCUCUCUUCCCCUCUCUCUCUCCUCUCUCUCCCCUCUCUUCCCCUCUCUUCCCCCUCUCUCUCCUCUCUUCCCCCUCUCGUCUCCUCUCUUCCCCCUCUCGUCUCCUCUCUUCCCCCUCUCGUCUCCUCUCUUCCCCCUCUCGUCUCCUCUCUUCCCCCUCUCGUCUCCUCUCUUCCCCCUCUCGUCUCCUCUCUUCCCCCUCUCGUCUCCUCUCUUCCCCCUCUCGUCUCCUCUCUCUCCCCCUCUCUUCCCCUCUCUUCCCCCUCUCUUCUCCUCUCUUCCCCCUCUCGUCUCCUCUCUCUCUCCCUCUCUUCUCCCCUCUCUCCCCUCUCUCCCUCUCUCCCUCUCUCCCCUCUCUCUCCUCUCUCUCCCCCUCUCGUCUCCUCUCUUCCCCCUCUCGUCUCCUCUCUUCCCCCUCUCGUCUCCUCUCUUCCCCCUCUCGUCUCCUCUCUUCCCCCUCUCGUCUCCUCUCUUCCCCCUCUCGUCUCCUCUCUUCCCCUCUCUUCUCCUCUCUCCCCCUCUCGUCUCCUCUCUUCCCCCUCUCUCUCCUCUCUUCCCCCUCUCGUCUCCUCUCUUCCCCCUCUCUUCUCCUCUCUUCCCCCUCUCUUCUCCUCUCUUCCCCCUCUCGUCUCCUCUCUUCCCCCCUCUCUCUCCUCUCUUCCCCCUCUCGUCUCCUCUCUUCCCCCUCUCGUCUCCUCUCUUCCCCCUCUCGUCUCCUCUCUUCCCCCUCUCUCCUCUCUUCCUCUCUCUCCCCCUCUCGUCUCCUCUCUUCCCCCUCUCGUCUCCUCUCUUCCCCCUCUCGUCUCCUCUCUUCCCCCUCUCUCGUCUCCUCUCUUCCCCUCUCUCUCCUCUCUUCCCCUCUCGUCUCCUCUCUCUCCCCUCUCGUCUCCUCUCUUCCCCCUCUCGUCUCCUCUCUCCCCCUCUCGUCUCCUCUCUUCCCCUCUCGUCCCCUCUCUUCCCCCUCUCUCCCUCUCUCCUCUCUCUCCCCUCUCGUCUCCUCUCUUCCCCUCUCGUCUCCUCUCUUCCCCCUCUCUUCUCCUCUCUUCCCCCUCUCGUCUCCUCUCUCUUCCCCCUCUCGUCUCCUCUCUUCCCCCUCUCUCUCCUCUCUUCCCCUCUCGUCUCCUCUCUUCCCCCUCUCGUCUCCUCUCUUCCCCCUCUCGUCUCCUCUCUUCCCCCUCUCGUCUCCUCUCUUCCCCCUCUCGUCUCCUCUCUUCCCCCUCUCUUCUCCUCUCUUCCCCCCUCUCGUCUCCUCUCUUCCCCCUCUCGUCUCCUCUCUCUCCCCCUCUCGUCUCUCCUCUCUCCCCCCUCUCUCUCCUCUCUUCCCCCUCUCGUCUCCUCUCUCCCCUCUCUCUCUCUCUCUCUCUUCCCCUCUCUCUCCUCUCUCUCCCCCUCUCUCUCCUCUCUUCCUCUCUCUCCCCUCUCUUCUCCUCUCUCUCCCCUCUCCCCUCUCUCCCCUCUCUCCCCCUCUCGUCUCCUCUCUUCCCCCUCUCGUCUCCUCUCUUCCCCCUCUCGUCUCCUCUCUCCCCCUCUCGUCUCCUCUCUUCCCCUCUCGUCUCCUCUCUUCCCCCUCUCUUCCCCUCUCUUCCCCCUCUCUCUCCUCUCUUCCCCCUCUCUCUCCUCUCUUCCCCCUCUCUCUCCUCUCUUCCCCCUCUCGUCUCCUCUCUUCCCCCUCUCGUCUCCUCUCUUCCCCUCUCUGUCUCCUCUCUUCCCCUCUCGUCUCCUCUCUUCCCCUCUCGUCUCCUCUCUUCCCCUCUCUCCCCUCCCCUCUCUUCCCCUCUCUUCUCCUCUCUUCCCCCCCUCUCUCUCCUCUCUUCCCCUCUCGUCUCCUCUCUUCCCCCCUUCGUCUCCUCUCUUCCCCUCUCUCCUCUCCCCUCUCUCCCCUCUCUUCCCCUCUCUUCCCCCUCUCGUCUCCUCUCUUCCCCUCUCGUCUCCUCUCUUCCCCUCUCGUCUCCUCUCUUCCCCUCUCGUCUCCUCUCUUCCCCCUCUCGUCUCCUCUCUUCCCCUCUCGUCUCCUCUCUUCUUCCCCUCUCGUCUCCUCUCUUCCCCCUCUCGUCUCCUCUCUUCCCCCUCUCGUCUCCUCUCUUCCCCCUCUCGUCUCCUCUCUUCCCCCUCUCUCCCCUCUCUUCCCUCUCCCCUCUCUUCCCUCUCUCCCCUCUCUCCCCCUCCUCUCGUCUCCUCUCUUCCCCCUCUCGUCUCCUCUCUUCCCCCUCUCUUCUCCUCCUCCCUGCUGUGCUGGAGCAGCCCUUCCUUCCCUUGUUGA
Messenger RNA from Knipowitschia caucasica, 3315 nucleotides. NCBI's taxonomy places the organism in Eukaryota, Metazoa, Chordata, Actinopteri, Gobiiformes, Gobiidae. The record is from the annotation of a GenBank genome assembly.